Anolis carolinensis (green anole) is the source of this 2142-nucleotide messenger RNA. RefSeq names its product olfactory receptor 5AR1. The transcript has a single exon. Gene Ontology annotation, cellular component: membrane. Gene Ontology annotation, molecular function: G protein-coupled receptor activity; olfactory receptor activity; odorant binding. The record is from RefSeq and is a predicted model, not a curated record. Gene Ontology annotation, biological process: sensory perception of smell; G protein-coupled receptor signaling pathway. Bases 708 to 1748 code for a protein of 346 amino acids. NCBI's taxonomy places the organism in Eukaryota, Metazoa, Chordata, Lepidosauria, Squamata, Anolidae.
GCUAUCAAUAUCUGCUUGAGAUAUUGCCUGGAGGGACUCUUAAUGUUUUACGUCUCAUAGACUUAGCAUGGGGAUUUGGUUAACCAGUUAAAAUUCAUGAGUAAACCAGAUUUUUUUUUUACCUGAAAAACCUGAAAAAACCCCUCGCUACAGGCCUGACAGUAUCCACAAUGUCUCAUUUGGGUGUAGUGGCAGUUUUAACUAAACAAACUUCUCUGUUUUUUCAGCAUUUUGGGGACUAACUUGGUAAAAUGAAUUAACACUUGAAAAAUUUAAAUUGAGACUUUCAAAAUAUGUAAGCAGUAAAAUGCAAUCAAAUGGAAUGUUUGCCUGGCGUAUGAUUUAAGAACACAUUUCUUUAAACAAACUAAGAUAAAAUAAUUAUUACACAGACAAGCAAAUUAGAUAAGGAUCUAAGCUUAAAAACAUAAUGCAUGUAUUUGUCAAGUCUCUGAUGGUUUUCUCUGAUUAUGUCUCUGGAAGCCAAAAAGUCCUAUCCUUUAAAGAUCUGUCAAACUCCCUUGUAUAGCCAUACAAGAUAGUUUAGAAUUCAGAAAACUGACUUAUUGGACUAUAACUCUCAAUAUGAAUCCUCCAUUCAGCUAUGCCCAUAUUGUGGCAAUUGUGAGAAUUGUAGUCCAAAAAGUUACUUUUCAAGAUUUUGAGCUAGUAGCCGUCCCCUAAGCUGAUAUCAUUGAAUUCCAAAUAUGGCUUGUUUACUGAAUAAAGAAACUGUAGAGUUAACAAACUAUGCUGUUUUGCAGGUCUGGGAAAAUAAUCUGGAUGUAAUGUUUGAAGAAAACACCACCACAAAAACCAAGGAGUUUAUAUUUAUAGGAUUAACACGAAAUUCUACACUGCAGUUCAUUUUCUUUUUUGUAUUCCUAGGUAUUUAUGUAAUUACAUUGGUUGAAAAUCUAGGAAUGAUCAGCUUAAUAAGGACCUGUCCCCGACUCCAUACUCCAAUGUACUUCUUUCUCAGCAGCCUAUCUUUCCUUGACGUAUGCUUCUCUUCUGUGUUUGCUCCAAAAGCACUGAUGAACUUCCUAGCAAAUAAAAAGUCCAUUUCCUUUACUGGAUGUGCAGUGCAAAUGUACUUUUUUGUUGGACUGGGGAGCACAGAAUGUUUUCUUCUGGCUGCCAUGGCAUACGAUCGCUAUGUAGCCAUCUGUAAGCCAUUGCUUUACCCAAUCCUCAUGUCUCCUAGAUGUUGUAUUCUUUUGGUGGCAGUGUCAUAUUUUCUUGGGCUUUUGCAUUCUCUGCUUCAUACAAUAUUCAUCUUCAGACUGUCAUUCUCUGGAUCCAAUGUGAUCAAUCAUUUCUUCUGUGACAUCACUGCACUCUUAACAAUUGCUUCUUCUGAUACCUACAUCAAUGAACUCCUGAUCUUUUAUGUGGCCGGGCUUGUCGAAGUCAUUACCAUCCUCAGUGUCCUCAUUUCUUAUUCACAUAUUCUUGCCAACAUAGUGAGGAUCAGCUCAGCCUCAGGCAGACUCAAAGCCUUCUCUACUUGCACAUCACACCUGACCGUGGUCACCAUCUUCCACGGGGCCAUUCUCAUUCUGCAUUUCCGGCCCAAGUCUAGCAGUGGAUUUUCUGUCCAAGAUGUUGGUGACAAAAUUCUGUCUGUGUUCUACACCAUUGUCAUUCCUAUGCUGAAUCCCUUGAUAUAUAGCCUGAGAAAUAAAGAGGUGAAGAAUGCUCUCAAAAAUAUUCAAAGGAAGGUGUGUGAAAAAAUGAGUAUGUAAUGAAACUUUGAAUAGGGAAACCAAUGUGACUGUUUAAAAAACAAUAACAUGUUUUAAAAUGAAUGAUUGAUACACUGAUAGAUCUUUCAGAAUACCACUGCUCUUAUGUAUGUCAUCCCUGCCCCCCCAAUGAUUUAGUUGACAUUCAAUUGAAUCAAUAAGUGAAUAAAUCUCAUUGAUGAAUCUGCUUUAGCAAGGGCUAGCAACUGGAUUUAGUCUUUAAUAGAAGGGGGAAAUGUUCUUUGCUGUAAUGUAUCAGAUGCAUGGCAUAUUAACUGCAUGGCAUAUGGAGAUGUAAUGAUAUGUGAGCAGAAGUUAGUAUUGCAUCCUAAAGGCUUCAGAUAUAAUAAUGUUUAAUGUUUUAUCAAGGGAUUGUCAAUUUGAUGUUUUAUAU